Molecule: messenger RNA, 1863 nt
Organism: Penaeus vannamei (Pacific white shrimp)
Lineage: Eukaryota; Metazoa; Arthropoda; Malacostraca; Decapoda; Penaeidae
Source: RefSeq, a predicted model, not a curated record
AUGGACGUUCAUGAUUUCAUGAGUGGAGAUGUACAAGCGAAGGUCGUUGACGACGAGUUGGUCAUCGAGGGACUUGUGGAUGGCAUCCUCGCAGUUACUGUGAUGUUUAAGGAAGGAAAUGUCGAGGCAAAUACUGCUGAAAACUCCAUUAAAACUGAAGCAAAACGCAGCCUCACAAAAGAAAUAAUUCAGUCGGAAUCACUUUCACUUCCUGCUGAAAAACGUCUGCUUGAGACCAAGAAUGAAAACCAAAAUGGACUGAACGAGUAUAUGACAUCUCAGUCCGAGGAAACUCGUCAUUUCUCUCGAGAUUUCACGUCGGGGACAAAGACGCCUUAUCUUGAUUGCAGUUUCGAGGACAGCAAUAGACUGAGACGCUUUGGACAAGAAAGUGGCAGGGAGUCUCAAGAAACUAACAGGUAUAACGUCACCAAGACACCAUUGGGAACGUCCUCUCGUUUGGCGAGUGGAUCUCUUUCUAGCUUCGCAGAGAAGUCUUUUCCUAUCACGAGGAAAGGACACUUUUUCUCCCAUUACUUCUUCCGAGACACAAGGGAGGAUUUCCAGAAGGCCGUUAGGGAAAUCCUGAGCAGAUGGGGAGAGAAGUCCUGCGGUGACGAGAUGACUUCCUACAGGAAACUACGAGCACGAAAUAUGAGGGAAGACACUCAGGCUGUGACGUCCUCGGAAGAUGAACGCCAUUAUAAGUUUGUCAUUGAUGUUCACGACUUUAUGGACGUUGGAGAGAUCAGCGUGAAGGCUGUGAACGAGCGAGAGUUGGUGGUCGAAGGUCACUUGGAGAAGAAGGAAGACGGUUCCAAGUCCAGCAAGCGGUUCCUUCGGCGCUUCGUUGUUCCUGGAGACAUUGAGCUUGAGGCUGUCAUUUCAGUCAUGUCUUCUGACGGUGUGCUUAAAAUUUUGGCUCCAAAGAAGGAGGGCCAUAAUCGAAAACAUUUUUCGAUUGAUGUAGAAGACAUGGACGAUGUCGAGGCAACGGUUUCAAGGAAAUUUAGAAAUGGACAUCGUCUCGCCGAGGAAUAUUUGAAGAAGAGAGAUUCAUCUUCUGAUGACGAGGAAUUAAGAGCUUUUGCCAAACAAUCCAAUAACCAAUACCGAGUCACUUUCCAAGACGAUGACGAAGAGUUUGAAGGUGGACACGUGUUCAACAAGGAGACAAAGAUGACAAAUGACAGCAGCAAGGAUUUCAAGUAUAACAUUCCAAGCCUUUCUAUGGAAACCAGGGUUUUGCACAUAGAGAGGAGAGGUGUGUUUGCUGAAGACUAUUGCUUCGCAAAUGUCCGUAACAGCUUCAGCCAGGCGGUGAGAGAAGUGCUGGAAAAGGCCAGUGAAUGGACCUGUCGAAGCGACGCCAUGCACAACUACAGACGUCUGCGUCAACGCAACCUCAAGUUGGAAAAUCAGGCUGUUGGCAUCUUGGACGAUCAGGACUCGCACAAGAUCGUGAUGGACGUGUUUGACUUCAUGAAGGGCGACGUGACAGUGCAGUUGGUGAAGGGCAAGGAGCUGCUGGUGGAGGGUCAAGCAGAGAGGCAGGACGGAGGCAGAGUGUCCCGAGUGAGCUUCGUGCGUCGCUUCGCCUUGCCUGAGCUCGUCGAGCGAGACGCCAUCAGCUGCGUGUUGUCCUCGGACGGAAUCCUGACGAUCACCUGCAGGAAGAGAGCAAGCGGCUACAGCGCAAGGGAUUUUGCAGCGAGAGGAAGCCCCACGUGGACACAGCUGGCGGGUGGGAGGACAAGGAUGCGAAGGACUCCCUCGCGGAUUGGGAAGGAGCCAGUUCUCGGGCCUUCAGCACCGGCUCUCGCUCCCGCUACCAUCGCUCUUAUGCGACGCAAAUUAGAGUGA